CUCCAAUUCGGAGUAGUUUAAUACUACCUCUCCACAUCUUCCACCCACAUUGUUCAUACUCCUAACCCUCUUUCAAACCGUACAUUUCCUCCCGCCUAUCGCUUUUACUCGGUUGUCUUUUGUCCAAGAUGCGGCCCCAAGGACUUUGCCGGUCCUUCGCCAAACUUCACCGCACGUACGCAUGUUCGUUCCUAGAAACUGGCACAGGCCGCCGAUUUGUUCAAACAGCAGCCAGUUCUCCGCCUCGCGUCCCAGAUUUCGCCUUCGCCUUUGAGUAGUAUCGACGGUGUCCUUCUCCGAUCCUCAAAACCCAUCCCCGGCGCUGCGGAGUCAUUAGCCCUCCUCAAGGAACAGGGGGUCCCCUUCAUCCUCUUGACAAAUGGCGGCGGGAAACAUGAGACGGAGAGAGUGGCAGAAAUUAGCGAGAAACUUCAGCUGCCAUUGGAUCCCUCGAUGAUCAUACAAAGCCAUUCCCCUUUCGCGGAGCUGGUGCGAGGACCGGACGAGCCGAGUUCCCUAGAAAAUAAAUGCGUGCUGGUAGUAGGAGGCGAAGGCGACCGCUGCCGACAGGUUGCAGAGAGGUAUGGUUUCAAGAACGUGAUCACACCCGGUGAUAUCAUCAUGGCGAACCCAACCAUCUGGCCCUUUUCAAACGUCUUUAAGGACUAUUACAAAACAUUCGCAAGACCAUUGCCGAACCCCCGGGAUCCCAACGAUCCAACGAAAGGCCUGAAGGUCGACGCUAUUUUUGUGUACAACGACCCGCGGGACUGGGCGCUAGAUGCGCAAGUCAUUAUGGACUUUCUGUUGUCGUCCCAGGGAGUUCUCGGAACUCUCUCAGAGAAGAAUGGACGAGCUGACCUGCCGAAUCGGGGAUAUCAGCAGGAUGGCCAGCCAACUCUUUACUUCUCGAAUCCGGACCUGUGGUGGGCUGCAGCCUAUCAUCUCCCCCGACUCGGCCAGGGUGGAUUCCGGGAGGCCUUGGAAGGUACCUGGACUGCGACGACUGGUGGCCUGAGCAAAGGUGUUGAGCUGAAGAAAAUCGUCAUUGGAAAACCCUACCAGGGAACUUAUGAAUAUGCUGAGAACCAACUCCUGCGGAACCGCUCUCGAGUCUUCGGCUCGGAGGCUAAUAUACCUCUACGGAACGUAUACAUGGUCGGAGACAACCCGGAAUCUGAUAUCCAAGGUGCCAAUACAUACAGAAGUCCUCAUGGCAGCAAGUGGCACUCGCUUCUUGUGCGAACUGGCGUCUACAGUGGAGGAGAGCCUACAUGGAUACCAGAGACCAUUCUCGAUAAUGUAAAGAAAGCUGUUGAAUACGGGCUCAAGUCCUCCAAAUGGCAGGCUUAAAGAGCUGAUCGAGUAGAAACUCAAAUUUCUGUCGUGGACCGCUUUCUACAGGCUAACGCAUGCUGCUUACUACUCAAUCUGGCAUUUUAGAUAAGAUCAGCAGACGUCCUUGCACAAUAUAAGCAUAUAUACCAUCAGUCCACUUUAGUUACUAUAACAAUCAUUAUAGUUCCUGGAAUGUAUCAAAAGAUAGUAAACGCUCCAAACCCUGUCUUAAUGUCACAGCAAUUGUAUAUCGGUCUUCGCCCGUCUACUAGGGGUCCAGCACCCCCUGGAACCAUAUAUAUAGGAGCGCGCUGAUAGGGUUAGUGCUUUGUCUCUAUGUAGCAAUUACAAGAUAGACCUUCAAAGCCUCGAGAAGUGGUAGAGGACACAUGCAUAGCUAGACAUUCAGUAGUUAGGUUCUAACAGGUUAAUAGGCUCUUGAUUGAUUGAUAUUGAGGUGGUGGCGGAAUUAGGUAUUCCAACUUUGGUAGGG
Molecule: messenger RNA, 1831 nt
Organism: Aspergillus alliaceus
Lineage: Eukaryota; Fungi; Ascomycota; Eurotiomycetes; Eurotiales; Aspergillaceae
Product: putative HAD superfamily hydrolase
Exons: 3
Coding region: 454-1353 (299 amino acids)
Biological process (GO): glycerophospholipid biosynthetic process
Cellular component (GO): mitochondrion
Source: RefSeq, a predicted model, not a curated record